Molecule: messenger RNA, 901 nt
Organism: Olea europaea var. sylvestris
Lineage: Eukaryota; Viridiplantae; Streptophyta; Magnoliopsida; Lamiales; Oleaceae
Product: calcium-binding protein CML38-like
Exons: 1
Coding region: 287-712 (141 amino acids)
Molecular function (GO): calcium ion binding
Source: RefSeq, a predicted model, not a curated record
UCUUCUAUUGCUCAAAUCUCUCUCUCUCCUCUCUCUCUCUCUCGUUUCUUGGAGAAGCUCGGAGCAUAUUUGACUUCACAGUUGCUCAGGGACGUUACUAAUAAAAUUGUGGUCGACCUGACACGUUUUCGUGUUAUUAAUAGCUUAUUUUCUUCGUUUUCUUGGCAUUUUGAUCUCUACACAUUUCACCGUUCCACCACCUGAAAUUCAUUGUGGUCCUAGUGUACACCAGCUUGGUAGUUUUGUCAACUGUUCGGGGCUGAGCAUAGUUUUCGCAAAUUGUUUAAUGGACAAAUACAAGCAAUAUGAACGUGUAUUCAACCACUUCGAUGAAAAUAGAGAUGGAAAAAUAUCGCCUUGUGAGCUUCAAAAGUGCGCGAACUUAAUCGGUGGGGUAAUGUCCUUGGAAGAGGCGGAGACAGCCGUCGUGUUGAUGGAUUCGGAUGGAGAUGGGUUGUUGUGUGUAGAGGAUUUCAUGAAGUUAGUCGAAGGAGUAGAAGAAGAAGAAAAGACAAGAGACUUGAAGGAGGCCUUUAGGAUGUACGAAAUGGAGGGGAGUGGAUGUAUAACACCGAAGAGUUUAAAAAGAAUGCUUAGUAGAAUAGGAGAGUACAAAACCAUUGAUGAAUGCGAAUUGAUGAUAGCUCAUUUCGAUAUCAAUGGGGAUGGACUACUCAAUUUCGAUGAGUUUAAGGUUAUGAUGUCUUGUUGACCUUUGAAUAUAAUUGUCAUCCAUUGGUUUUAUAGUUUUAUAAGUUAGAGAUUCUUUCUGCAGGCUAUUUCCUGCACAUUAUGUUAUUCAUUUGAUAUUGUAUCAUUGAUUAUGUUUUCUAGGGUUUCGUUAUUUUCCACAGGGUUCCUACCAUACUCUUGCUUGGUAGACUGCGUGUCUAGUUUAUGU